Molecule: messenger RNA, 3549 nt
Organism: Thecamonas trahens ATCC 50062
Lineage: Eukaryota; Apusomonadida; Apusomonadidae
Exons: 1
Coding region: 1-3549 (1182 amino acids)
Biological process (GO): actin cytoskeleton organization
Cellular component (GO): plasma membrane; cell projection; cell junction
Molecular function (GO): actin filament binding
Source: RefSeq, a predicted model, not a curated record
AUGGCGUCCACACACCCGACGGGGACGGGCGGGCAGUCGCUGGACAUCCGGGCGCAGAAGAAGAAGGUCUUCCUCCGCUGGGUCGUCCAUUAUGUGGCGCCGUAUGGCAUCACCGUCACUGAUCUGGUGGAGGACAUGCGGGAUGGCACUGUGCUGCUGCUGCUGCUCAAGGUGUUGACCGGAAAGGACCCCACCCCAAAUUGGAAGGCUCCCACAACACCAAAGGCUCCCAGACCGCCCGGCGAGGACGAGCCGCAGCUCGAGAUGCAGAAGACCUCGUCGGGCGCUGCGCUGGCCAUCAAGCGAGCUGAUCGCAUCACCAACGUCCACAACGGCCUACUCUUCCUCUCCCGGAACGCCAAGGGCGUCUCGCUCUCGCAUCUCUCGGCGGAAGACAUUGUCAACGGCAAGAUGAAGAGCAUCUUUGAUCUCGUCUACGAGCUUGUUCGCGAGUUUGAGCUGCGCAAGCUCCUCGGCGCCCGUCUUGCCGUCGGCGCCGACCUCGGCUCGCUCGAACACCAGUGCCAGGCCCUCAUCCGUCUUGUGAGCGACACCCUCGCCCACUAUGUCCACGUUGACCUCAACGCGUUUCCGCACGACUUUGCCGACGGCCUCUGCCUCGCCGCCCUCCUCCACGCCACCGAGUACACCCUGAUUGACUUGUACUCGAUUGUCGUAGCCGCGCCGGGCGCUCCGCGUCGCGGCGAGGCCCUUCUCGACCACGCCAUGGGCAUCGCACACACCCUCGGUGUCCCGCGCCUCAUCGACGCCUCGGACGCGACCUCGCUCUCGUCCGAGUGCUUCAUCACCUACUUUGCCACCGCCCUCAACAUCAUGAACGACCGCGCGCCGUCACCCGACGACCGUCCGCUCGCCCUCGCCCAGGUCCGCGAGCUUGUUGCAGAGAACUCCCGCCUCAAGGCCGCCGCCAAGGUCAUCCAGGCCAAACUUGCCUCCGUCGACGACCACAAGCGCGAGCUCGCCGCAGAGUUUGAUGAGGCCUCGGCUGAGAAAGACGCCACCGUUCGCGCCGCGCGCGCAGAGGUUGAUGACCUCUCCACUCGCCUCAACGAGCUUCGCUCUCAGCUCGCUACCGCCGUCGCCGCCAACGCCCGCCUCCAGGCCUCGCUCGACACCCUGGUCCAGGACUCGUCCGCCGCCGCCGUUGCCUCGUCCGGCACCGCUGUCUCACCGCCCGAGGGCGUCGUUGCCCUUGUCGCCACCCGCAUCUACGGCGCCUCGGCCCUCUGGGACGCUUCGCCCGAAGUCAUGGUCGCCGCAGAGUCGCUCCUCCUGCGCUUGGUUCGCACCCUCCUCGUCGAGCGCUCGGGCUAUGAAGUCUCGUGCUCCGACGGCUCGCUCCUUAUCGCCUUUUCCUCUGCGCUCUCCGCCGUCGCCUUUUGCAUGCGCGUCCAGAUUGAGGCCAUUGACCUGCCCUGGCCCGAGCGCCUCGCCUCGCUCCAUCCCGACUUUGUCGCCACCGAGCAGUCGAUGGACCGCUCCACUAUUUUCCGCGGCCUCCGCCUCGGCAUCGGCGUCCACGUCGGCCGCCCGACCCUCAAGUCGACCGCCGUCACCUCCUCAGGCGUCACCCGCGCCGUUUACGUCGGCGGUGAUGUUACACUCACAAAGUGGCUCGCCCAGGCCGCUGCAGGCGGCCAAACUGUCCUCACCCACAAGGCAUACGGCGCCGUCGCAAAAUCACUUCACACUCUUGACCUCCGCGUCCACGAAGAGUCGCUCGGCAAGUUUGAGGUCUCGGGCGAGAUCCAGGCCACCGGCCAGCUCUUCUCGCUCCUCCCUGAGUUCCUGGUCCACCGUCGCUUCCCCCAGCUCCGCCUCAAAGGUUCCGCCUCUGACGCCGCAGACGCGGCCAAGAACGCCCUCUCUGCCACAGAGCGCAAGUACCGCCUCCUGCAGGAACGCAACGCCGCGCUCAACAACUCCCUCAAGACCCUCUCGGCGCAGGUCGGGUCGGCCAACGAGUAUGCGCUCCGCCUCGCCUCCAAGCUCCGCUCCAUCAACUCCAACUCGGGAACCGACAAGGAGCUUGCCUCGCUCGUUGCAGAGCUCGACUCGGUCAUGUCGCGCCAGGACAAGCUCUCGUCGCAGCUUGCCAUGGCCUCGGCCGAGCGCGAUGUCCUCAACUACGAGCUGACCGAGGUCAAGGACACCCUCGUCUCGGAGCGUAACUCUAUCGCCGCAGACAUGGCCGCUCACGCCCGCAGUGACUUGGAGACCGAGGCCGCCAGAGACGCAGACCCUGGAAGCGGCGGCUCGCACAUGAUGUACAACCACAACCCCAAGCUAGUCCAGCAAAUCGAAGAGCUGCAGCUCUCGCUGCGCAAGGCCACCCGCGCCGCCGCCGCCAAGGAGAUCGGCCUCAAAGAGCAGCUUCGCACCACCCGCAAGCAGCUCGAAGCAGCUCAAGAGUCCAUCAGAGUCCUCGACUUUAAGCUCCAACACAACAUCUACACAGAUCCGGAAGAGGCUGUCCCGCUCGACGACGUGCUGAAUGAUUCCAAUCUGCCCGAAAACUUUCCCCACCUGCCUGGCUCGGCAGCCUCGGGCGGCGGUGGGCCGGCCGGUACCUCGCUCUCGCCCCACGCCUCACGACACACCCGCCGCCACUCGGUCUCGCACGGCUCACAGUCAAGCAUCGAUUCGCCCACACAUCGCUCAGAAACAGGCAUUGCUGGCCUGCCCACCCUCCCGCGCAUCGCCACAGAGUCGGACAACGAACCAGCCGCCGUCCAGGUUGGCACCCGCCGUGCACACUCUGAAAUCGAGUGGUCCAAGGAGCGCCUUGUCGAGCUCGCCCAGCAGAAAAAGGCCCGUGCCCACUCGCGCUCGCGCUCGCGAUCGCGAUCGCGAUCGCCCACACGCUCCCCGCCAGGCUCGCUCGACAACUCGGCCGCUUCAGUCCGCCUCAACAAGUCGGCCGCUGGCGCCCUCGACGCGUCGCUCAGCAACGCCCGCGGCCUCGCCGGGCCGCCCAAGAUCAACAAGCGCGUCCAGACCAAGCACCACGCCCGCGUCGCCGUCGCCAAAGUCCUCAACGUCAUCUACACCCGCCCGCUGCAGGAGAUGUACUCGACAAAGACCGAGCUCGCCCAGGGCCACGCCCUCGCUCUCCUCUACGACACGCUCACCUCGGCGCUCUCCACCCUUUUGGCUCUCUUCCCUGGCACCAUCGACUUUCUCUACUCGCUCAAGCUCUUUGUCGCCGCCCUCGACGAACGCUACAAGUGGCUCCAUACCGCACGCUCCGACGUCAAGUACGACGACAUUGUCGACAUUGUCCACGGCUUUUGUGAAGACAUCGGUGUCCUCGCCGACCCGGCCGUCGCCUCCAAGUUUAACUCAUUCUUCCGCCCGCCUGAAGACCGCGACGCCACCGAUCCAGUCACGCCAAAGUCGCCGCUCUCGCCGCUCUCGCCGCUCUCACCGCGGCUCGCUUCCACUCACCGCAAGUCGCUUGCUCCGCGCUCGCCAAACUCGCCCAACGCGCCACUCAUUCCUCGCCGCCGCCGCUCGUCGCGCGCCUAG